Blepharisma stoltei is the source of this 2952-nucleotide messenger RNA. The record is from the annotation of a GenBank genome assembly. Lineage: Eukaryota; Ciliophora; Heterotrichea; Heterotrichida; Blepharismidae.
AUGGGUGCCUGCACAAGCAACGAAGAGACAAGAAAAAUAGAAUACUCCGCAUGGGUCGGAGACGAAAAGGAAGGUGAGUCCAGGAUUUACCGCCAUCCUAAGUACGUCAACGGUUUGCUGACAGGCCCAGGGCCAAGCAUUCACACUAUCUUCGACGCUAUCAUCAAUGCGUUUCAAAGGUUUCCGAAUAACCGCUUCUUAGGCACUUUUAGAGAGGACCACUAUGAUUGAAAAAAUUAUCGAGAAAUCAACGACCUUGCCAAAAAUUUCGGGUCUGGGCUUAUUGCGCUAAAUUUGACUCCUAAAGAAAAGCAUGGGCAUCGCAGACUCAGCUUCUUAGGUUUAUACUCAAAAAAUAGGGAAGAAUGGGUUAUUGCUGAUAUGGCUUGCAUUCUUUACAAUAUCACUACAGUCCCUUUUUAUGACACCUUAGGGGAGGAGUCAAUGAAAUUAAUUUUAAAUCAGACCAAAAUGCAUACCUUGUUUUUAGCUCACGAAAAAAUAGAAAAAGUGCUGGCAUUAAAACGUGAAGGUUUGGCAGAGUAUUUGGAGUAUUUAAUAGUUAUGGAAAGAGCAAGCGACGAAGAUCGUGCCAAUGCAAGAGAAGCUGGGAUUCAAUCUAUCUUACUAUAGAGAAGUUCCUGCACGCUGAAGUGGUAUUCAUCUCCAUUAUACUCUAUAGUUUGCUUGCCAGUCCUGGCACGGCUUUACACUGUGUUGUUCCUCAUGAUUGAGGUAAUGCACUCACUAACCAAGAAUAAGAGACUCUAGGACAUCAUGCUUCGUGUCAACGGGUUGUCUUGCAAAAAAUUCUUAAAUAAAUUUUCUGUGGGUCGUUGACCAAAAUGAAACUCGAAGUCUAUGACAUAACGCCUUUUAUCGCGCAGGGAAAAAUUGUCCGAUAGUCCAAGAACUUCCUCUGGUUGUGUUGGGCGAUCGUUUUAAAACUGUGACGUUCCAUCUCCCCAAAUAUAAAAAGUUAAUCCGAAAUGAGUAUGCAGUCAGCUUAUCCCAGAAUUGUAUUCCAUCAAAUCAGCAAUGGGCAUUUCUGACUGCAGGCGCUAAGAGGGCAGGUGGUGUAUCAUGUCAUUUUAACAUGCAUGAGAAGCCGGGAUAACUUUGUACGAUUUCCAAGACAUUUUAGCACAUGGCGCCAAAAAUCAAGCAGAAUACAACCCACCGUCGCCUGAUGAUAUUUUUACUCUGACUUAUACAAGUGGGACCACCGGGAAUUCUAAAGGCGUGAUUACGACUCAUUUAAAUAUUGUUUCAAGCAUGGCAGCUGCUUUUCAGGUUUUCACACCACAGCCUUAUGAUAUCCAUAUUUCAUAUUUACCUCUAGCCCAUGUGUAUGAAAGGUAUUUUAUGCUUGCCAUGACUUAUGCAGGCGCUUCUGUUGGAUUUUAUAGAGGCGACCCUUUGAAGCUUAAAGAUGAUUUAGCCUUGCUGAAGCCUUCGAUUUUUGCGAGUGUUCCUAGGGUGCUAAAUAGAUUUUAUGAUUUGAUUAAUAGCAAUUUAUCAAAACAAACAGGGUUUAAAGCAAAAUUGAUUAAAAAAGCUUUAGCUGCGAAACUUGAAAAUUUGAGGAGCAAAGCAGAAUAUCACCAUAAAUUCUAUGAUUCAUUAAUCUUUAAAAAAAUCAGAAGAAUGCUUGGAAAUAAUAUCAGGGUUGUUGCCACUGCUUCAGCUCCCAUUUCUCCAGAAGUCCUGGAAUUUAUGAAAAUUGCCUUAUGCUGCCCAAUUCUUGAAGGAUAUGGCCUUACUGAAACAUCUGACACACAAAUAAAAUGGCGAUUUAAUCAAAUGCCUUAUUCUGGGCUGUUUAGAGCUUAUGGCCAUUCUGCAGACAGAAGCCAAACUGAACAGAAAAUGGAAAAUAAUUAUGUUUCAGUAGGGCUAUACCUCACUCGUCCGUCAAUGAAGUGUCUUUCUGCUGAGCAUUUGCGAACAAAGCAUUUUAUCUUUUGAGGCAAUUUGUGCAAACGACAAAAGUAUUGUUGUUGAAACUAUAACUAGCUAGGGAGUUUAUAUCUAGUAAAGCUUCAGUCACUAAAGCAGCUGCUGUCAAUUUCCUAAAUCCUGUACUCCAAGCCAAGCAGAGCUAUCUCUGAUGGAUGGCUGACAAGCAGGGGCGUUCGUCUGCAGCUGAGCAAGCUUCCCUAAAGGCUUGCCUUGAUCAUGAUAUAAAAGGAGACCCGAAUCUUUAAUCCUACUCCUACUGAAACAUCUGGCCCUACCACUAUCACUCACGACAAUGACCCAGAAUCCGGACACGUCGGCGGUCCUUUAGGCUGUGUCGAAUUAAAGCUUGUAGAUAUCCCUGACAUGGGCUAUACUUCUAAUUAUGUAGACGAAAAGAUGAAAAGAUGUCCAGCAGGUGAAGUAUGCUUCAGAGGGCCUUGCAUAACCACAGGCUAUUUUAAGCUAAAAGAAUUGACAAGCGAAGUUAUUGAUGAAGACGGUUGGUUCCAUACUGGAGACGUUGGACUUAUAAGGAGUAAUGGCUCAUUAAAACUCAUUGACAGGAAAAAAAAUAUUUUUAAGUUAGCACAAGGAGAAUAUGUGGCUCCAGAAAAAAUAGAAAAUGCUUAUGUUAAAAGCCAAUAUGUCGCUUUAUCAUUUGUGUAUGGGGAUUCUUUGCAGAGCUUCCUUGUUGGGAUUGUGAUUCCGGAUAGGAAUGAGUUGGAAACUUGGGCUAAAGAGCAUGACAUAAAAGGAAGCUGGGAAGAAAUUUGUCAAAACCCGACAGUUGUUGAGAUGGUGCUGAAUGAUAUGAAUAGAAUUGGAAAAGAAUCAAAACUAAAUGGAUUUGAAUUGAUAAGAAAGCUUUAUUUGCACCCAAAUAUGAUAGCGCCGGGUACGAUGUUUUUGACAGACACUUUUAAGAUUAAAAGACAUGAUGCAAGAAAAUUUUUCCAAGAAGUGAUUGAUUACUUAUAUUCUUCUAACUAG